AUGGUAGAUCAGUACGAGGCGGAAUUCGCGAGAUUGUCUAAGUUCGCGCCGAGAAUGGUGGAACACCCUGAGGAUAAGGCGCGAAGAUUUCUAGAUGGAUUGAGAGCGGACAUCCGUAGCCAGUUGCUACUAGUAAAUCUGGGAACGUAUAAGCAGAUAUUUGAUAGGGCCCAGAUUCUUGAGCGGGAUCAGAUGGAUAGAGCCGCCGCAUCUGGAUCGAAGUUUGUCCAGGGUUGGAAUAACCGUAAUCUGGGAAAGAGGCCGAUGAUGGAUAAUAGGCUUUUUACUCCACCAGUUAAAAGGAAUAUUGGAAAGCCAAUCCGGAUUGGGAAUGGUUCGUGUAGGAUUUGUGGAGGUCGACAUGGAAACGGGCCUUGUCCAACCAGGGAUGGAGCUUGCUUUGGAUGUGGAGGAUUUGGGCAUCAUAUAAAGAAUUGCCCCAAUUCCAGGCAGAAUAGACCGCUUGCUUUGCCGCCACCUCGGAAUGAGAAUCAGACUGGAGUGGCCCAGACAGCGAAUCUGAAUCAGAAUAGGCCUCAAGCGCAAGGACGAUUUGUGGAGUUAGUUGGAAUAGAACCGCAAUUGCUUGAUGUUGUGCUAUGUGUGACGACUCCUUUAAACGAUAAGAUGUUGAUAUCUCUGGGUUGUCCAAACUGUAAGAUCGUGAUUGGGGAUAGGGAGGAAUUGAUCGAUCUAGCGGUUCUAGAUAUAUAUGAUUUUGACGUGAUAGUAGGGAUGGAUUGGAAGUCGAGGAGGACCCUCGAUUCUGUUGAUAUCCUCGGUGGAAAUGGCAAAAUUGUUGAAUGA
Messenger RNA from Syzygium oleosum, 807 nucleotides. RefSeq lists its product as uncharacterized. The record is from RefSeq and is a predicted model, not a curated record. The transcript has 3 exons. Lineage: Eukaryota; Viridiplantae; Streptophyta; Magnoliopsida; Myrtales; Myrtaceae. Gene Ontology annotation, molecular function: nucleic acid binding; zinc ion binding. The coding region runs from base 1 to 807 and encodes 268 amino acids.